CUCCCAAAUCGAGGAAACCCUAGCCCCCAAAUCUCUCCCAUACCGCAGCUGCAGCUGGUACUCAACCCUAUCCUCUCGCCGAGGCGUCGCCUCCCUCCCCCACCCCAAAACCCAGAACCCCUCUAAUCCAAUUCUUUCUUUGCAGCCGCCGCUGCUCCAAUCCCCCCUUCCACAGCUCCGCUCGCUAGAUCCAUACAUGAUGGGAGAGGCCAAGGAGAACGACGUCUACGAGGAGGAGCUCCUGGACUACGAGGAGGACGACGACAAGACGGUCGAUGGCUCCGCCGCCAAGCCCACCGGAGAGGUCGCGAAGAAGGGCUACGUCGGCAUCCACAGUUCCGGGUUCAGAGACUUCCUUCUCAAGCCAGAGCUGCUUCGUGCUAUCCAGGACUGUGGUUUUGAGCAUCCAUCCGAAGGUACAUUUUCUUCUGAUACUCCAUGUUGGAGCAGAAUAUGGUAACACUUUCCAUUAACGGACCCAGAAGGUUACACUUUUACUCACUGGGGUGCUGCUCCAAUUUCUUUUGGUUCCACAUCAGUGCAACACGAGUGCAUCCCUCAAGCAAUUCUUGGAAUGGAUGUCAUAUGUCAAGCAAAAUCUGGGAUGGGCAAGACUGCAGUUUUUGUCCUUUCAUCCCUCCAACAAAUUGACCCUGUUGCGGGUCAGGUAGCAGCACUUGUACUGUGCCACACAAGGGAACUGGCUUACCAGAUAUGCCACGAGUUUGAGAGGUUCAGCAAAUAUCUGUCUGAAGUUAAAGUUGCUGUCUUCUACGGAGGAGUUCACAUCAGGAAGCAUAAAGAUUUGCUGAAGAAUGAAUGCCCUCAUAUUGUGGUCGGCACUCCAGGAAGGAUACUUGCUCUUGCCAGAGAGAAGGAUCUCUCCCUCAAGAAUGUGCGGCAUUUCAUCCUUGAUGAAUGUGACAAGAUGCUCGAGUCACUUGAUAUGCGGAGAGAUGUCCAGGAGAUCUUCAAAAUGACUCCUCAUGACAAGCAAGUCAUGAUGUUUUCAGCAACACUCAGCAAGGAGAUCCGUCCUGUAUGCAAGAAAUUUAUGCAAGAUCCGAUGGAAAUUUAUGUUGAUGAUGAGGCAAAAUUGACCCUCCAUGGUCUUGUACAGCACUACAUAAAACUUACCGAGGCAGAGAAGAAUAGGAAACUGAACGAUCUCUUGGAUGCUCUUGAUUUCAACCAAGUUGUGAUAUUCGUGAAGAGUGUUAGCAGGGCUGCAGAGCUGAAUAAGUUGCUUUGUGAGUGCAACUUCCCUUCAAUCUGCAUCCAUUCUGGGAUGACCCAGGAAGAAAGGUUAACCCGGUACAAGAACUUCAAGGAAGGCCACAAGAGAAUUCUUGUGGCUACAGAUUUAGUUGGCAGGGGCAUUGAUAUUGAGCGGGUCAACAUUGUCAUAAACUAUGACAUGCCAGACUCAGCAGAUACAUAUUUGCACAGGGUUGGUAGGGCUGGACGUUUUGGCACAAAGGGACUUGCAAUUACCUUUGUUUCCUCUGCCUCAGAUUCUGAUGUUCUUAACCAAGUGCAAGAAAGGUUCGAGGUGGACAUAAAGGAACUGCCUGAGCAAAUUGACACUUCCACAUACAUGCCAUCAUAAGCAGCAAGUUGUCGCUGCUGCCACAACGCUUCCAUGUGGGAAGAAUAGAGCAAGAGGGGAGUGCGCAGCCUCCGUUAUGUCGCUGCUUCGACACUUUUGAACUAAUGUGUUGUGGAGGAAUUUGUUUUGCCUCCUGUGUACUUUAAAAGGCUGUCGGGAUGCUGAUCUGUAUCUUAAUACUCUACUAUCAGUUUUUGUGCUUGUAGGACGGUCUCAUCUUGUGCUGUUCUGUUAUGUUAGCAUUUUGCGUUGUCUAGAAUUUAAUUCCCAUGAUGUAUCAGUGAGCUGUUUUCACUUUU
Molecule: messenger RNA, 1908 nt
Organism: Setaria italica (foxtail millet)
Lineage: Eukaryota; Viridiplantae; Streptophyta; Magnoliopsida; Poales; Poaceae
Product: DEAD-box ATP-dependent RNA helicase 15
Exons: 12
Coding region: 575-1609 (344 amino acids)
Molecular function (GO): RNA binding; RNA helicase activity; ATP binding
Source: RefSeq, a predicted model, not a curated record